AUGUCUAUUCGCGGCCACCAUACACAGUCGAACAGCAACGACCAAAAACAAUGGCGUCAAUUCAAUUUCUUUGAUGUACAGCAGGUCAAGGAUCCAAAUGACCCGACAAAACCACCUGCAAUUUUUCUUAAUCCUGAUCUGGCAGUGAGCACCAGCGGUCGUGGCAACAUUAUCUUAGCUGAUAUCCUUGCCUUGCAUUUUAAUUGUAUAUUAUUUAAACCUGGAAAGAAUAUUAUGCUUAACAUUAAGUCAUUUAACGUUCAUCAAUCAUUUUUGGCAUAUGAAGGAGGGCGAGUGUCACAUAUGAAACAAAUGAAACAAAAAAACAUUUUGUCGACAAUUGGUGAAGAGGAUCCACCCAUUAUUAAAAUAUGGGACCUUGAUAAACAGGAUAAAUCCAAAGGAACUCCUACAUGUCAGCGUACAAUUAAAGUAAAUCAUGGUGGCAAACCUUUCCCUGUUUCGGCAUUAGCUGUUUUGGAAAACUUGGGCCAGAUUGCAGUAGGUUUAACUAAUGGUGUAGUCGUGUUGAUCAAAGGUGAUCUAUAUAGAGAUAGAUAUACGAGACAAAAAAUUAUUCAUGAAAGCGACGAACCAAUUACAGGUCUCGGUUUCAAGGAACAUAACAAAACCGUUAUCUUGUUUAUUGUCACUACUAGUAAAGUUUUGACUUAUGUAACAACUAGCAGAUCGCCCAUUACGAUCAUCGAUGAACAAGGUGCCGCUUUAGGAUGUGCAGUAAUGAGUGAUACAACUCAUGAAAUGGUUGUCGCUAAGGAUGAGGCGAUUUAUUUCUAUGAACCUGAUGGACGAGGACCUUGUUUUGCUUAUGAAGGUACCAAGUCAUCCGUGACCUGGUUCAAGUCAAAUCUCAUUAUCGUAUCACCGCCAAUCUCUCAACCAACAAGGCUUACAUCAACAACACGUUCUGCACUUUCAAUUGGUUCUGGAAGUACACCAACACAAUCCGCUCCUUAUGAACUCACAAAAGUUACUAUUUUUGACACUGCGAACAAAUUUAUUUCAUAUAUUGGAUCAUUCUCUCAUGGUGUACGGAUGAUUAUUUGCGAGUGGGGUGGUAUAUACAUUCUUGGAAUGGAAGGAAAGUUAUAUCGCCUUGAAGAAAAAGAUACUCCAACAAAGCUCGAAAUUUUGUUUAAAAAAAACUUAUAUUUGUUGGCAAUUAAUCUUGCACAUAGUCAAAAAUACGACGAUGCUGGUAUAUCUGACAUCUUUAAGAGAUACGGUGAUCAUUUAUAUAGUAAGGCAGAUUACGAUAAUGCGAUGGCACAAUACAUUUUAACCAUUGGCCAGUUAGAACCAUCGUAUAUUAUUCGAAAGUUUUUGGAUGCCCAACGUAUACAUAACCUUGUCAAUUAUCUCCAAGAGCUACAUUCCCGCGGUUUCGCUAAUGCAGAUCAUACUACUUUACUACUAAAUUGUUAUACAAAAUUAAAAGACGUGGCACGGCUAGAUCAAUUUAUUAAGACUGAUAACGAAGAACUAAAGUUUGAUGUAGAGACAGCUAUUAAAGUGUGUCGGCAAGCCGGAUAUUAUGAGCAUGCUGUAUAUUUGGCAGAGAAAUUUCAUGAACAUGAUUCAUACUUAAAAAUUCAGAUUGAAGACGUUAAGGAUUUUGAAAAUGCUUUAGAAUACAUUCGCAAGUUGGGAUCGACCGAGGCUAACCGUAAUUUGCAAAAAUAUGGAAAAAUCCUCCUUAAUCACCUUCCACAUCCUACAACUCAACUCCUUAUCGAUCUUUGCACUGGCGAUUUAUUUCUAACCACUCAACGCUCUCCUCCCUCUCCUAAAACUCAAAAUCAUAUUGAGGCAUCUAAUGUUCAACAGGCGCCUACUAACAGCACUAAACCUAUAAAAGAACGACCCGUUUCUUCUUAUAAGCCACCCCCUGUACGAAUUUUCAUGUCAUUAUUUGUUGACCAGCCAAAUUAUCUUAUUCAAUUCCUGGAGCAAGUUUCGCAUAAACGUUGGGGAGGUUUCAGUACUCCACGAAAACAAACACUUAACGUUCCAAAGAAUGUUUCAAGCAGGCCUGUUAGUGCAAGUAGUAUUGAUAUGGAUGAUGUAGUAUCAAAGUAUAGUAUUGAAAAUAAUGAUUCUGAAUCAGAAGAAAAGAAAGCUGUUUGGAAUACACUUUUAGAACUUUAUCUGUCGGAGGCCUAUCUACCACCAGUUAUAUCCGGUAAAGAUUCAAAGGGGAGAAAAUAUGGUGCUCCAGGAAAUUUUUCGGUUUCUACAGAGACUGAACGUGUUAAAGAGAAAUUGUUAAGGAAAGAUAAAGCUUUACAAUUAUUGAAAAGCCAAGAUGUCUCUUAUGAUUCAAAUCAAGCACUUGUCCUCUGUUAUUUGGCUCAGUUUGACGAAGGAAUUGUUUAUCUUUAUGAGAAAAUGAAUAUGUAUGAGGAAAUUUUAAGAUUUUAUAUGGCUAAGGAUGACACUGAAAAAGUAAUUCAGUCUCUGAAGACAUAUGGCCCACAAGAUCAGUCACUUUAUUUAUUGGCUCUGGCAUAUUUUUCCUCUUCUCCAACGACUUUGUCUACAUCUACUUCUGAGCUUCUACAAAUCCUAGACCACAUUGAUUCUCAUAACUUACUGCCGCCAUUGCAAGUUAUUCAAGCUCUUAGUAGAAAUUCUAUAGCUACUUUGGGAAUGAUCAAGGGAUACAUGGGGAAAAGAAUUGAAAGUGAAAGGAAAGAAACACAAGUUAAUCGGAGAUGUCUACCCGAGUCUGACCGUGAAUGCCCCCAAUGUGCCCAUUCACAUCGACUGAUUUCUGAUGAAAGAAGAGCACAAGAAGCUAAUGCAGAUAAGCAUGACUUAUUCUUCGAACGGUUAAAUGAAGCAGAAGACGGAUUUAGCGUUGUGGCAGACUACUUUUCGAAGAAUACAAUGGCUUUUGCUAAAUUGAUUGACUAG
Cetraspora pellucida is the source of this 2937-nucleotide messenger RNA. The record is from the annotation of a GenBank genome assembly. NCBI's taxonomy places the organism in Eukaryota, Fungi, Glomeromycota, Glomeromycetes, Diversisporales, Gigasporaceae.